Raphanus sativus (radish) is the source of this 1840-nucleotide messenger RNA. Its product is annotated as F-box protein At3g59150-like. The record is from RefSeq and is a predicted model, not a curated record. Gene Ontology annotation, molecular function: protein binding. Lineage: Eukaryota; Viridiplantae; Streptophyta; Magnoliopsida; Brassicales; Brassicaceae. The transcript is spliced from 3 exons. Bases 244 to 1695 code for a protein of 483 amino acids.
AAGGCCCAAUAAAAGACUUUGUACGGUCGCGUUUUAGAAUUAGAAGACUUUGUGUAAGAUCACACACCAGAUUACGAUAUCCAACUGUCAGCUUCUCGUCAGCUUCGUAAACCCUAAUCCUAAAGAAUCUGAAAAGCUUUUUAGUCACUACAUUGGAAGGAAGGUAAGGAGGUCUCACUACUUUCAUGGCUUCAGUACUCUACUUUUAAGAUCAAAGUCUUCAUUCACUUCUCCCGGAUAAUAAUGAAAAGCAACAAAAACGAGAACCCAAGUUCCAGAGACUUGAUCAGCACUUUACCAGAUGGUGUCCUCUGCAUUAUCUUGUCUUUCCUGACGACAAAGGAAGCUGCUUCAACACAGGUUCUGUCAAAGAGAUGGUCGAAUCUUCUUCAACUGGUACCUAUCCUCGACUUCGACGACUCUCUAUCGCUAAACAGCAAAAUGGGUCGAGAGCAAAUUCAGGUUUUCAUGAAGUUCGUGGAGAAGGUACUGUGGGAGCGAGAGAAUAAGAAGAACUCAUCAUCACCUGUGAAGAAAGUCUCUUUCAAGUUAAGUCGUAUAGGUCCUCAUGAAAACCCUACACUCGUAUUGCAGUGGAUAGAAAAGGUAAUUAAACUCGGUGCCUUGGACCUUUGUCUAAGCUUUGGUGAGUUGAGUUACCGCAACUUUUGUCUACUGUACUCGGUCCUUGAGAGCAAGGCACUUGUAAACCUAAGGAUCAGAAGACUCUGCCUUACUCAUCAUGAUGUUACCACUCUUCCAGAUCCCGUUUCUCCCUCACUUACCACUCUCUUUCUUGACUCGGUUAAGCUUACUUACGAUGGGCCUCGUUUGGAAGCUGUUCUAUCAGCUUUCCCUAACCUUGAGAACCUGAGGGUACAUGAAUCCAAGGGACGGUACUAUUGGGAUGGGUCUGUUUCGAGUCCAACGCUCAAGAGAUUUGUGUACAGACGCGAUGCUGAUGAUGAUGCUUUUGGUCCUAAGCCUUGUGUUAUGUUUGAUACUCCGGGGCUUGUUUACUUGGAGUAUUCUGACGUGGUUGCUGAUAAGUAUGAGAAUCUGCGUUUGGACAGCUUGGUUGAAGCUAGGCUUGAUCUUCUGUUGACUGAAGACCAAAUCACGCGCAGGGAUGGUCCAGACAAUGUUGGUUUUGUUCCUGUUGAUGUUUCAACUUUGUUCAUGGGUAUCAGAAACGUCAAGAUCCUCUGCUUAUCUCCGGAUGCUCUAGAUACGCUCUAUUACCGCAGUGAUAAGAAGAUACCGGUGUUUAACAAUCUGAUAAGCUUGUCUUUAGGAAGUGAUAGAUCUCAUGGCGGUCCAUACAUCUUCUGGAAGUUGCUUCCAUCUCUGCUUCUCAAGGCACCAAAUCUACAAACCCUAAUCAUCAAGGGUCUAGUGCACUAUGUUAAAAAAGGAUGGGAGGUUGGGUGGCACCGACUUUUAUCUUGGGAUGAUGUGUCUGAUGCCCUGUCAUCAUCAGGAGUGAAGGUUUUGCAGAUCACUGGGUAUAAAGGAACUGGUGAAGAACUUAGUCAUAUGGAGUGUUUCUUGGGAAAAUUAUCGCAUCUUGAAAUGGUUAGGGUUACUCAUAAAGUAGCUGAUGAUGGAGAGAGACGUCGUCUGGUGAAUGAUCUUUUGUGUCUUCACAAAGCUUCGUCCAAAUGCAAGGUCCAUGUCAUUAAAGAAAGUGCUUGAUCACUUCCCAUAGAUAAACUUUAGAUUUAUCUAUUCAACAUUAUAUACACCUGCAGAAACAUAUUGUUUGGUUUUUAUGGAUAAUGAUUAAUGAGUUGCUUAGUUAUUGAGAAUAUGGACGAUUAAAGUUGAUGAAUUACAUAAA